Micropterus salmoides (largemouth bass) is the source of this 2415-nucleotide messenger RNA. RefSeq lists its product as uncharacterized. NCBI's taxonomy places the organism in Eukaryota, Metazoa, Chordata, Actinopteri, Centrarchiformes, Centrarchidae. The transcript has 13 exons. The record is from RefSeq and is a predicted model, not a curated record. The coding region runs from base 62 to 1402 and encodes 446 amino acids.
ACAGAGGGAGAGGCUGUCUUUGGAGUUGGAUGUGUUGUUGUUCACUGUCUUUGUGCAGACUAUGACAUUCACUAUGUCGCUCUUUCUUCUGCUGCUGCUGGUCUGCAGCACCCAGGCUUCUCAUUUUUAUGGAACAGUGAUGACUUACUACCCAAAAAACAAUAACGCAAAUGGAUCAAUUACGGUGGACCUUCACUAUAAGUUGAACUUCCACUUGUGCUCUCAAUUUGCCACAUGGGCCUGCUUCAGCGGUGAUUGUGGGACUGACAGUGAUGUAGUGUUAAGCGAGGUUGAUGAGGAGAUCGGCACAUUGGAGUGGUGUCAAAAUGAGGGAAUCAUGACUCGCCAAGUUUCCACCAACGCUCCUUUUCAGUUGUGGUUAGCUGGUGGUAACUGGAUAGAUAACAUCGUAAAUGGCAUCAUAAACUGGAGAGCCAUUACUCUGGUGGAGCUGAGGAACCGGUCAGACACCAACCAGGCAAACAGAUCACCCCAGACCACCAUACUGCCAGUUUUGAGAGUUCCUUCAAACUGUCAGAGAGAUUUCAACCUGUUGGCGUUUGACCCUGAUGGAGAUAAAGUUGAAUGCAGAUACGGAAAUGAAGCACUGUCAGAGUGUAACCCCUGCACACCGCCGUCUGUUCUCAACCUCUCACCAUCUUGUACUUUGUCAUUCAGCCCCACCGAUAGCAUUAAUAAAGGUCUGUGGGCUGUACAGCUGGUGAUGGAGGACUUUCCCACACAGAAUAUCACCCUGACUCAAACUAACGGGACACAGACAACAAUAACUACCAUCAACGCUAUAAGCAAAAUACCUGUCCAGUUUGUUUUAAGUGUGGAUCGAGCGGUGCCGUCCUGCACAGAGGGACUCUAUCUGCCCAAGUUUCUGCCUCCAACCCCAGACAACAGAGCUCAGCUGUACGCCCCUGUCAAUCAGACCCUGGAAAUCCGGAUCAAUGCAAAAGCAAAUAACUCCACGAUUUCUGAUCUGCUGUUCAGCGGGCCGUACAAUAUGAACCGGAUUAUACUGGGAGCUGGACAGUACAUCCUGAGUUGGACGCCGUCUGAAAACCAAAUUGGAGAAAACCAUCCCGUCUGUUUUGUUGUCCAGGCACUUUUCAAUACAGUCGAGUAUCAAUCGAAACUACGAUGUGUGAUUGUUAAUGUUGGAUAUGACCCAUACCCGAUCCCAAUUUUCAUAGGUCUGAAAAUGAAGGUUUCCGCUCUGUCUUCACUGUCUGAGGACUACAUCUAUGAUAAAAUCAUAGAAAAGAUUACAGCUGAAAUGUUGAGUCAAGGAGUGCCAUCAGACCUACCUCCAAGCCUCAUUAGAGCUGAAAUGUUGAGUCAAGGAGUGCCAUCUGACUUCCCUCUAAGCCUUAUAAGAGCUAAACUGGUGUGACCUGCCAUCAGACCUCCCUCGAAACCUCGUGAAUAGUGGGAAACUGAACUUUACAACCACAGUGACCCCCUCAUCUUGAACAUUUAUUAAAAAAAAUGUAUUCACAGUCGUUGAAAAUUUGAUUUUUACGGAAGCCCUAAGCGGCCAUCCAUUCAAAUAUUUAUUUUACUCCGAUGUAGGAAUCUUGAGAUAACAAACCAUAGCUGAAUACAGGGGUUGGAUCGUGUUUUUCUCUCAGUACAGGACUCAUAAUCCAAGGAUUGUGUAUUUGACUCCUGCUGUCAGCAACUUUUUUUUCCCUCUUUUGUGUGUUUUUUUUACUAUCCUCUUCAACAAAGUUGUUAUGAAGAGAUUCAGCGGUAUCCAAUCAAACAUUUCCUGAUGGCUAUUUCAAAGGUUCAGAAAUAGCUGUCAGGAAAUGUAUAACGUUAAAUGGAUUCACCUGAAUGAGAAGCACAGUAUGUCCUCUGCCUGGGAAUGAUGGGGAAAUGAAAAGUUCAUAGGUUGAUGGAAGUGGACCAAUCUCCACUCUGUUCAUAAGAACUUUGUUGAAGAGGAUUAUGAAAAAGAUUAAAAACUUCUGUGAGGAUCAAACAACUCCAAGAGGAUGAGUCCUGUGCUCUUCUAAGCUAACCCGUGAUACAGAAACACAUAGUAAAAUUACCUUUAAACCACUGUUAAACUACUGUUUUGUUAUCUCGAGAUCACGAGAUAAUUAUCCCGUUAUCAUGGGAAAUCGGAGUAAAAAAAUGUUUCAAUGGAUGGCAGCUUAUGGCUUCUGUAGAUUUUUCUUCUGUGUGGGAUGUACUUUAGGGGACUAAGCCCUGUUUGGGCCGUUUUCUCUAUUUUUACAUUUGGGCUUAUAAACCAUGUGUUAUGGAGUUGUAACACCAUGUGUUUGGUAUCUAUGGAUUCAGAACACCUUAAGCUAACAUAAUCAUGCAUGUAAUUUGUUUAUUAAGGAAGUAUGAGUGAAAAAUGUACAAUAAACUAGAGAAUUUCAAAAACGAAAA